AUGCGGCAUCCAAAUGUCAUCCGUCUAUGGGAUUUUUAUGAGACAGACGAUGGACUCUUUAUUGUGAUGGACCUUUGCCCUGGAGGUGAGCUUUUUGACAAUAUUGUUCGUCGCGUCUCAUUCAAGGAGAUGGAUGCACAGAUCAUUAUGCGGCAUUUGCUAACCGGUGUGGCCUACCUUCACGAAAGAGGUGUGGUCCAUCGCGACCUAAAGCCAGAAAACAUUCUACUGUACGAUAAGGAUGAUAUUAGUAAAGGCAUGGUUAUUUCAGACUUUGGCCUUGCAAAGAUUAUGCCAAAUGAAGGGCUACUUCUCACAGCAUGUGGAUCGCCUGAGUAUGUUGCACCAGAAGUUCUUUUGGGUGAAGGAUACGAUAUGCGUGUGGACAUGUGGUCAUGUGGUGUGAUUGCCUUUGCGUUACUUUGUGGGUACACACCUUUCCAUUCGCCCGACGUCCAUGAGACACUUCAGAAGGCCGUUAAUAUGGAGUUUGAGUUCCAUCCGACGUACUGGUCUACGCAGAGUGAAGAGUGCAAAGAUUUUAUCUGCAAAUGCCUUUGUGAGAAGAAUUCGCGCAUUACCUGCGUGGAAGCUCUUGACCAUCCUUGGCUAACACAUCUCUCAGAGAAGCAGGAGAAAAAUGGUCUGGGCCCUGAUUUGAAACGAGUCCAUCCGAGCGAACUGGAAAACAAGGACACAAGGAAAGGUACCCUGUUGGUUCAGUUGGAGGGGCUGGAAGAACUUCAGAGGGUGCGCAAACGAAUGCGUGUCCUGUCGGACGAUCAGCUCGACGAAAUGGAUGCCUUUAUUAGGGAAUUCAAAAUUCAAAUCAAGUCGCCGCUCGGAAGUCCUACGGAUGUGGAAAAGUCCAUCCAGGAAGAAUGGACUAGUGGGUCCCACAAUGCUAGCUGCAACGUGGAAGUGCAUGCGAAGGACUCGGAUAAAAAGCCGCGUAGCAAAGAGUCAUCUGAGGAAGGUGGCAUGUCAUACACACGCCAUUAUAUACGUGAAUCGUCCAGCCAACAGCAUCAGAUCAAGCAUACGUCAAGCACAGUGGAAGCUCUGAAUAAGAUGCUUGAACAGUAUGGCACAGAUACAUUGCCCACCCUUUCGCGGGUGGAUCCAACAGCAGAUGUGAAGCCGCAAGAGACUAUGACAUUUUCCAAAGCACUGAAAGCAGUGCCAGCUUUGGUCUCUCAAGGCUUCUCAAUUGGCAGUGCGAUUGCCUCCCAUGUGAUUUAUGGCCCGCCGAAAAAGUCAUGGGGCGUAGAGAUGUCGAUUUUGACCAGGAUGAUCAGGGAGAUUGCAGAACGUCAUACGAGCUUGGCUACGAUUUCGGGCUUGCAACGGAGCGUGGAGCUGCUUCGUUUUCUUCCAAUUCCAGAAGAUGGCUUGGUCACGCCUGUGACAUUCCGCGCCAAGCGCCGGAACUUGCGUGGCUUCUUGGCGGAGGAGGAUGCGAAAGAAACUGGCAAGCGUGAGCUGACAGGCGAGUGGAUUGUCGGUAAGCAGACGUGGCGUCGACUUCAGACGGAGUGGCAAAGUGGCAACCGUACACGUACGGAACGUGUGAUUUUGUACAUUCACGGUGGUGCCUAUUUCGUCAUGUCCGCCUCGACACAUCGACCACUCACGAUUGCUCUGAGCAAGUUUUGUGAGUGCCGAGUGUUCUCUGUCAACUAUCGUUUGGCGCCUGAUACGAUAUUCCCCGGUGCGCUGCUAGACGCUGUGUACGCUUAUUUCCGUCUGACGGAGGACUUGCAUAUCCCGCCGAACAACAUUGUGCUGGCCGCAGAUAGUGCCGGCGGUGGACUUGCGAUUGCGCUGAUGAUGUAUCUUCGCGACAACAAAUACCCUCUUCCAGCUGGUGCGAUUUUGAUGAGUCCUUGGGUGGAUCUGACGUUGUCGUGCGAUUCGUGGGAGACCAACAAGGAGUUUGACUACCUACCUCGACCAGGCGCUGGGAAUCAUAUGAACCCCAUUAAUGCGUACCUGGGCCCGAAUAUGGAUAAGUAUUUGAUGCAUCCAUACGUCAGUCCCUUGUUUGGCGAUAUGCAUGGACUGCCGCCGAUGCUGAUUCAGUCGGGUGAUGCGGAGGUGCUGCGUGAUGAAGCUGUGUUGUUUGCGCACAAGUGCUCGCUGGCGGGGGUGCCUGUACGACAUGAGAUCUACGAGGACUGUGUCCAUGUGUUCCAAUUUUUCCUGUUCCUGGAAGCGAGUCGCAAGGCCUUCCAGAGUAUGCGACACUUUAUGCGUACCGUCCUUGACAAGAAGCAAAAGAGACGCGCUUCUUUGGUGUCGGAAGACACGCGUGAGCAACUCGAUAGCGAGAUGAGUGGUGGCCAGGGCGAAACGGCCGCGAACGAGCCAGGCUCCCCGAAUGCCUUCCAGCAUCGUGCAGAAGACUUGGAUCAAGGCGACACACCUCACCACACUUUGAAAGGUCUGGGUCCGAAUGAAGACGAAGAGGAUGACGAGACAUGGGAUUUGGAUGGUGAUGAUGAAAACCCCACUCAAGUUUUGAUGGAAGUCGAUGACCAGAAGGAGAACCCUACACAGAGUUCCUAA
Molecule: messenger RNA, 2568 nt
Organism: Malassezia pachydermatis
Lineage: Eukaryota; Fungi; Basidiomycota; Malasseziomycetes; Malasseziales; Malasseziaceae
Product: calmodulin-dependent protein kinase
Exons: 1
Coding region: 1-2568 (855 amino acids)
Biological process (GO): cellular response to oxidative stress; protein phosphorylation
Molecular function (GO): ATP binding; calcium/calmodulin-dependent protein kinase activity; hydrolase activity
Source: RefSeq, a predicted model, not a curated record